This is a messenger RNA of Xyrauchen texanus (razorback sucker), 704 nucleotides long. RefSeq names its product PHD finger-like domain-containing protein 5A. The record is from RefSeq and is a predicted model, not a curated record. Lineage: Eukaryota; Metazoa; Chordata; Actinopteri; Cypriniformes; Catostomidae. Gene Ontology annotation, biological process: mRNA splicing, via spliceosome. Gene Ontology annotation, cellular component: precatalytic spliceosome; U2 snRNP; catalytic step 2 spliceosome. Bases 292 to 624 code for a protein of 110 amino acids. The transcript has 5 exons.
UCCCAUAUAGACAAGAGGCUGUUUUUGUUUUUUUAAAUGGAUGUCUAUGCAGGAGAUGACGAAUAAACUGGAAACAGCUUAUCGGUUAAUGAAUAGACCACCUGUCCACUAAUCGUGUGUUACACAAAGAAAUCCUUUUGGAAUGAACAGUGUUUACUAAGAUAAAAUAGCUGUUUAUAAGAGACAACACGGACAAUUUUGCGACAGGGGGCAAUAAGAUGUUCUGCAGAAGAAGAUCAUAAUCGUGAAGUCGCCGCUAGUGUGCCAGCAAGCUGGGUUUGUUCCUUGAUUAUGGCAAAACAUCACCCAGAUUUGAUUUUUUGCAGGAAACAGGCUGGCGUUGCCAUUGGAAGAUUGUGUGAAAAAUGUGAUGGCAAAUGCGUUAUUUGUGACUCCUAUGUCAGACCUUGCACACUUGUUCGUAUUUGUGAUGAAUGCAACUAUGGGUCCUACCAAGGACGCUGUGUCAUCUGUGGAGGACCUGGAGUAUCUGAUGCUUACUACUGCAAAGAGUGCACCAUCCAGGAGAAAGAUAGGGAUGGUUGCCCCAAGAUUGUGAACCUCGGCAGCUCGAAGACUGAUCUUUUCUAUGAGAGAAAGAAAUAUGGUUUCAAGAAGAGGUGAAGAUACCAAGGCGUUUAUUUGGAUGUUGCGGUAGUUUUUCCAUGCAAGUGUUUUUGUUAACAGACUUGUUGAUGCAAUAA